AUGAGUGUCAGAUCACAUGAGGACCUCUACUGUCCCAUCUGCCACAAAAUCUUUAUUGAUCCCGUCGUCCUGUCGUGUAGCCACAGCUUCUGUAAAGACUGUCUGCACCAGUCCUGGAAAGGGAAACCAGUACGGCUCUGUCCAGUUUGUAAGAGGAAGUCUUCCAAGUCUGAACCACCUUCUUACUUUGCUUUAAAGAAACGCUGUGAGACUUUUCUGCAGGAGAGAGAACAGAAACUUUCAGACCCUGUGUGUCAUCAACACUCUCAGAGACUUUCUCUCUUCUGUCUGGUCGAUCAGAUACCAAUAUGUGUGAUCUGUCAAACUUCAAGAUUUCAUAAGAAGCACGAUGUCAGUCCUGUUGAUGAAGCUGCGCAGGAUCACAGAGAGGAGCUGCAGAGGUCUGUGAGGCGUUUAAAGGAAAGAAAGAGGACCUUCGAACAGGUGAAAGUCACCUUGGAUCAUACGGUGGGACACAUUAGGACCCAGGCCCAAAACACAGCCAGGCAGAUCAAGGAGCAGUUUCGGAAGCUUCACCAGUUUCUGCAAGAGGAAGAGGAGUCCAGGAUCCGAGUUCUGAGGGAGGAAGAGGAGCAGAAGACCCAGAGGAUGAAGGUGAAGAUGGAGGUGUUGAGCAAAGAGAUCCGGUAUCUGUCAGAGACCAUCCAAGCCACGGAGGACGAGCUGAAAGCUGAGGACAUCGCAUUCCUGCACAAAUACAAGGCCACGGUGGAAAGAGUGCAGCAGUGCCCCCCUAUGGAAGCACCUCAGCUGGGCCCCGGAGCUCUGAUAGACCAGGCCAAACAUCUGGGCAACCUGAGCUUCAACAUCUGGAACAAGAUGAAGGACAUGGUCUCCUACAGUCCUGUGGUUCUGGACCCGAACUCGGCUCAUCCGGACCUUGUCCUGUCCGAAGACCUGAGCAGAGUCUGCCACCGAGACAAACAGAACGUCCCCGACAACCCGGAGAGGAACGACUACUUCACAUCCGUCCUGGCCUCAACGGGAUUUAACUCAGGGAGUCACAGCUGGGACGUGGAUGUUACAGGGAAUACGGUUUGGUUGGUGGGCGUGGUCAAUGAGUCCAUCCAGAGGAAAGGAGAUCAAGUGUCGGGUUUAUGGAGGAUAGGCUACUAUGGUGGCAAAUACACAGCGCGAUCCACGUGGGAUCCAGAAACGGUGCUGUUAGUGAGGAAGAAGCUCCGGAAGGUCCGAGUUCAGCUGGACUUUUACGGAGGAAAACUGACAUUCUUUGACCGGGAUUCAAACACGCACAUACACACCUUCACACACACUUUCACCGAGAGGGUGUUUCCGUUCAUUAACACGAAAAACGAUCAGUCACUGGGGAUAUUACCGGGACAGAUCUCUCUGCAGCUGAACAUUUAUGAGCACAAAUGUCUGACCUGAAGAAACCCAAAAGGACUCAAGGGAUUAUUCCAAAUACGACAAAGAGACAAAGAGAGAAAAGAAACAAGGAUCUGGAGG
Molecule: messenger RNA, 1488 nt
Organism: Sphaeramia orbicularis (orbiculate cardinalfish)
Lineage: Eukaryota; Metazoa; Chordata; Actinopteri; Kurtiformes; Apogonidae
Product: zinc-binding protein A33-like
Exons: 3
Coding region: 1-1410 (469 amino acids)
Molecular function (GO): protein binding; zinc ion binding
Source: RefSeq, a predicted model, not a curated record